Molecule: messenger RNA, 594 nt
Organism: Cryptomeria japonica (Japanese cedar)
Lineage: Eukaryota; Viridiplantae; Streptophyta; Pinopsida; Cupressales; Cupressaceae
Product: transcription factor IBH1
Exons: 1
Coding region: 1-594 (197 amino acids)
Biological process (GO): regulation of DNA-templated transcription
Molecular function (GO): protein dimerization activity
Source: RefSeq, a predicted model, not a curated record
AUGAAUUCAAGUGGAAAUGUGAAGUUGAGAAAUCUAUACCUGAAGCGGCUUGUUGGGGUCCUGAAUGCUCUGAAGAAACCUACCGCUAGCAAUCCAAGCAAUGAAGUGGAUAAAGUUGCAGGCUCAGCUCACAAUAUUAAGCUGGCAGCUGAUGUAUCGCUUGCUCUCACUGUAAACCGUGCAGCCUGGAGCCGGGCACUUCUUAAUAGAAUGAUCUCUGGCGAAAAGAAAAAGAGGAUUGCAUAUAGAAAAAUCGCGCGGCUGAGAAAGUUUCAAGCCUUAAUUGCUCACAAGGCCAGAUGCCAUUCUCGUUUGAAACGAGCCCAAAUGCACGAAUACGUGAAUUCGAAUGAAUUUAGAAGCAAGCAAAGGAAAUCAUUAUACAGAGUGUUGGGUUGCAAGAAAACGGGUUCUGCAACGUCAUCGAAUGCAAGACAAGUUAGAAAGCUGCAAAGCCUGGUUCCUGGUGGGAAAUCGAUGGACACAUCCAGCUUGCUUAGAGAAACUGCCGAUUACAUCGCUUCUCUUACAAUACAGGUAGAUGUUCUCAAAUUUCUUGUCAUUUCUGCCAAUAAUACCGAACACCCAGUUUGA